CUAUGAUUAUAUUACAGUACUCCAGCCUGGAUGACACAGCAAGACCCUGUCUCAAAAGAAAAUAGUAAGUCUUAUGCCAUUUUUAUUACAAGUAUUGUUAUAGUUAAAAUACCAAAGCAUUUACUAUUGGAAAGAAACCAAGCGAAAAAACUAGUUAUUAAGUCUUAAUUAGCAACUACCAUUUUAAGGUAUAAUUUCAAAAUUAAAUUGAUUGAAUAAGUGAAAAAUAAACAGUUCAGAAAACUGCCUUUGUUGUAGGGCAGCGUGGACCAAAUCAGGCUGCAGUGUGAUGCAGAGGUAGUUGGUUGUUUCCACUUUAGUGUCAGGUUUUAGAAGGAUGGAUUUUGACUAGAGAACAGGAAAACUGGCCACACCUCCCUCUCCUCUAGGCAAACAUCCACUUUAUAAUUUCUAAUCACAUUUUCAUUUAACAAACAUCCAAGUCGCAUUCACAAAGUACAAAGCCCUGUGCUCGGGAGGGCUACAGAGAUAACCAACAGUUCUGUACAGACCCUCACAAAGAGAAAGAAGGGCACCUGAUAAUGGAAGGGAACAAAAUGGGUAAGAUGUAGGGACAAGACACCCAAAUAUGGCAGCUAAGGUAGAGAGGGACCUCUGAAAUCUUGGACUUAGCUGGGGCUGGAGGGUGUGGGGCAAGCUCAGGGUAUCAGGUGUGGCUUUGUGGCAUGGCUGGUGGUCACAUCCCUUCUCCCCAGCAUCUCCAUGGGGAGAGUGGGCCUGUGUGAAUGCAGGAGGCAAGCUCUGCUCCAGUGGAGCUCAGGACACAGCCGGGUUGGUCACGCUAUAGGCCUGGCUUUUCCCCUUUCUUGCAGGUGAGGUUGCCUGACCUCUGUACCUGUUAACUCAUCUUUGAAAAAUGGGAUUGUGGUGUCUACCUUACACAAUGAUUGUAAUUAUGAAAUUUAGACAUGAGCUAAAAUGGUGCCUGGCUUGCAAGAGUGCUGCGUAAAUGUGGCCCAUGGCAACCGUCUCAGGUUGAGAGGCUCACAAAGAUAGCUUGUCUGAGCAAAGGAAUGAGUGCUCAGGUGUUUAAACUUUUUAAAAAUUGAGCUAAAAGCCACCAUAUAACCAUUUUAAAAUGUACAAUUCAAUGGCUUUAGUACAUUUACAAUGUGCAGCCAUCAUCACGAAUUCCAGAAGUUUGUGUUUCUUUUUUCCACUUCAAAAAGAAGCUCCCCACCUGUUAGCAGUCACUUCCAAUUCCUCACCCCCAUCUCCUGGCAACCAUUAAUCUACUUUCCGUGUCUGAAGGUUUGUCUAUGCUGAACAUUUCACAUAAAUGGAAUCAUACAGCACCUGGCCUGUUGUGUCUAGCUUCUUGCUUAGCAUACUAUUUUGAAGGUUCAUCCAUAUUGUGGCAUGUACUUCAUUCUUUCUUAUGGCCAUCCUAUGGAUAGACCUCAUUUUGUUUAUCAGGUGAUGCACAUUUCAAGAGUUUAGUAUUCUCCGGUCCUCAGGUUCUGUAACUCCAGACUAUGGCACCCUGCCAUAAGCGGGGCAGAACAUACCAAACACCCUGCCUCUAUCUGGCCACAGCUCACUUUGGUUCUUCCUAAUCCUCUGGCGGAGGCAGGGCCUAUUUUUCCCAUGAGAAAACUGAGGCCUAGAAAUAAUGGAGACCUGCAGAAGGUCCCAUACUUCACGGGAAAACCGAAACAUUUCUACACCAGAUUCAGGGGCCACUGGGCAGAACAAAGAAAUCCCGCCUUUCACCAAGCCCGGAACUGUGCACGGCGUGGAUUGGCUCGCCGCCUCUUCCAGAAUUGGACGGAAAAGGAGGUGGGGUCACCAGGCGCUCGGCGGGGAGGGCUCGCUCCUGGCACGUGGCAGCGUCCAGCCAAUCGGCGCGGGGCGUCCAUAGCCAAGGCAACAGGUUGCUUCUGCCUUCCGUACUGAGCACCUUUCGCAGGACUUGGGGUUACUGAAUUUCUGGUACCCCGAUACUCCCACGUGAGCAAGCCCACAGCAACACACAUUCACACACACCCUUCAGCACCGCGACCAUGGACGAUGACUAUGAAGCGUACCACAGUCUGUUCUUGUCGCUGCUCGGACUCUGCCCGUCUAAGACUUCCUUCAGUGAAAAUGCCAACAAUGUCUCUGUCUUUGAUCCUGAACUGGUCAUUGGCCACUGCUUCAAGCAGUUCAAGCAGAAGGACCUCCGCCUGCCGCAGAGCCGCCGGCGAAUCAUCAUCGUGCCUCGCAAGGAGGAUCAGAUACCCAUUAAUCCUACACCCCAACCUCAGGCUCCUCCAAAGCCCAUCCCCAGCUUCAAAGCCCUGGAAGCUAGAGAUAUCCAAGAGCAGCCAGAGGACAGGAAGACCUGGCUGAGCCGGAGGGAGAAGCUGCGGCAGGAGCUAGAGUCCUUUGGCGAUGUAAAGAGAUGGCUGGAGAACAAGCCUAGCAUCACGCCUUUGGAGGCCAAGGUCUUACACAUGAUCCCCAAGGAGCAGAGUGGAUCCCUGCCAGACGCCUCCCUGGCGACUACCAGGACCACCAGGAAGAAAGCCCCCUGGCUCUCCCACCAGAUGGUGCCCCAGCUCCAGCUGCCCAAGCCCCCUGCCCUGUUGGCCAUGUACUCCUACCUGCACAAUCGCAAGAUCAAGAUCCUGGAGAUAUUUCACAAGGUGGGCCAGGGCAAGAACCAGAGAAUCACCAGGGAGGAGUUCAUCGUGGCUGUCAAGGCAGUCGGAGUCCCUCUGAAGAACCAGGAAGUGGAGGAUAUAGUGAUCUAUCUCAGCUCUCUUGGGAAGCACAACACCAUCACCAUGGAUAUCCUGGUCAAAACCUAUAAGCAGUGGUCUAUGGCUCGGCGAAGGAGCAGCCUGGCCACUGCAAGGGAGCGUCAUAUCUUGGCCAAGCACAAAGAUUCCCUGAAAGGUCCGCUCAAGAAGCAGGAGGUGGAUUUAGCCCCACAGCUUCCCAAGGUGGACCUGCUGACGGUGCCUGCAGUCGACACGCAGAUGGAGGCGCGGCCCAUGACCCUGGAGGAGAUGGAGGAACUGGGCAAGCGGUACCGGGAGCGGCAGCGACAGCACAAGCUCACGAUCCCCUCCAUCCAGUACACGGAACACUGCCGCAUGGUGCGCUGUGGGAAUCAGCACUUUGACGAGCACUGCCUGCCAUCCACCAUCCACGGGGAUAUGAGGGAGCUCAUUGACUCAGCCCGCAGGCACACCUUUCUGGUCUACCUGCAGUGCUGGAAGCUCUGCGAGUCCUAUGGCAUCCCGCUGACAGAGGACAUCCUCAUGAAAGCCUUGCUGUACCCAGGAGACAAGAUCAUUUUCCAGAAGGAUGAGGUGCGCCCCAUCCGGCAGCCGGGAGGCUACUACUCUGACUGGAAGGUCUUUUCUCCAAAUGUGGCUCUGCUCCAGUCCCAGGGCGCUGGCGAGUCUAAGACUGACAAGAAAACGCCAAAGAAAAUCAAGAAAAUGCAGUUUAAGGAGUUUGAGGAAUUUAGCAGGAAGCUGAAGGCAAAGAGGGCCAGUGGUCUGCAGCAAACGCACCCCAACUCCUUCUGGCCGGGCCACCUUCUGGAUAAGCUGCGGCUCUACCUGCCCACUGUGGCCACAGACCGCAGCCUGGCGCUCUUCAGCUGUGUUCAGCACCAGCCCCAUGUCUACCCAGCCACCUACCACCCUGACCACUGGUGGCCCCUUAGGAAUAAGAACUACAUGACCCGCGCCUAUUUUGAUGGCGCCAAGGUGUACUACAUCAACUAGAAUGGGCCAGAUGUUGCUGGACCUGGCCUUCUUGGGCCAGGGGCCAGUGCAGCCAGUGGCCCAGAGCCCAGACACAGGAGGAGUGUCAAAGAGCCAGCCUAAAGAAAUCCUUUCAGUGGGAUGCCACGGGCCAGUGUCUCAGAGGGUAGAUGUGUCCAAGGAAGGACGUGCAGUUUUUGACUAUUUCCCUCCCCUGACCUUUCCCCUUUCUAAAUAAAGUAGGUUGGAGCUUUCCUCAUGUCA
Messenger RNA from Sapajus apella (tufted capuchin), 3986 nucleotides. RefSeq names its product EF-hand calcium binding domain 12 (gene EFCAB12). Bases 2025 to 3743 code for a protein of 572 amino acids. The transcript has 9 exons. Gene Ontology annotation, molecular function: calcium ion binding. Lineage: Eukaryota; Metazoa; Chordata; Mammalia; Primates; Cebidae. The record is from RefSeq and is a predicted model, not a curated record.